UGCCUUUAUCACUUCGAGGUGGGGACGCCAACAAUCCGGAUGGCAACAUUCACCUCUACUGUGUUGUUGUGCGUUGUUGCUCUCUGCGUCGCGACCGACGGCUAUAUGACCGAAGAAUUUGUGUCCGAGUUUAUGCCGGAGCUGCUUGAUCUUGUUAGAGAAAAAGCUCUCUCUCAACUACCGAAUGAAAAGGCGACUGUCACGGUGGAUGAUGUUAGUGAUCGAGAUCGGCGCGCUGCGGCUCUGGCCGGGAAGGUUGCAAUACAACAGAUUUUGAAGAAACAGGCUAUGGCCAAGGCUCAGGAGUCGGGCAAAGAGGGAACGGCGGAUAUCAAGGCUAAGGCUAUCGAAAUAGCCGGUGAAGUCGCUAGUAAAGCGUUGGACAGCGCGUUUGGAGCUAUUUCCGACGCGAAGAAUCGGUCGGCAAAUCAAUUGAUGAAUGGGGCCAAAGUGAACGUCAAACUCGAUGAAUCAUUUCAAGGCAAAUCCGUCAUUUAUCCAGGGGACACAUCCCUCAAUGUCGAUUUCGAUAACGACCCUAUUGUUCCUGAACAAGAAUCUCAAGAACAACCGCUCUACUACAUGGGUGGCACUGGAGCAAUGGUACAAAAUUCAUGCUUUGAUACAGACUUUCCUCCCGAUCCGGAAUGCUACGAGGGAGCGACGGGCGGUGCAGUCUGCUCGACUAUUCUCGACGCGGCAUCGUUUAUUGGCGUAGGCUUUGACGGACGCAGCGAAUACAACGCAAAGUCACGCAAACUGAGCUUGAUCCAACGCGACUGUUCGGCCGGAAAGUCAUACGAUGGUAAACAGGUACCGAAUUCAAUGAUGGUCCAGGGCAUCUACGAUACGGAAGCAAACACGUUCGUGUUUGGCAGCAGAGAAGAGUAUAGGCGUUACUUGGAAGAGGGAGCGGCGGUGGGAGAAUCGAUCGUUUUCUUCGCGGACGCUUUAAAGAACGCGUACGGGGAGGCUUCCUCAGAGACAAAGGAAAUGUACUUGGCCAUCAUGGACAUAAACAUAAUCAGGUAUGAGAUUUUCUUAGACAGAGUGAUUCCAGACAAUCUCAAUCCGUCGUUUCUUCACGACUUUAUGAGCUUGCCGACCAGUUUCGAUGGUCCCGGACAUGCUUCGCAGUUCAUUGACUUCAUCUUGCGCUGGGGUACGCAUUACGUCAAAUCGUCACCGGUCGGAGGACAGUUGGAGUUGAGAAAGGCAACGGGAGUCAGCGUGACGCAAGACAUAGACGCUUUUGCUCGAGAGGCUCGGAAAGACUUCCAAGGCAUCUUCAGGAGUUCUCACGCACGUGAUUAUCUCGAAACCAGCCAGGAGAACAAAGUGAAGCAAGAGGCGCAAGGUCUCUCCAUGAACGCUCAAGGAGGGGAGCAACACAUUGGCGCCCUCCUUUCCGACAUGUAUGGGCCCGGCUUCAAAACAGCUUUAGUUUCAUGGCUCGAGUCUCUCGUCACGUACCCUAAACCGUUUGAUUUCACUCUUGGCCGCAUCAGCGAUCUUGUCAACUUCAAGGAAAGCGAGUUGUUUCCGUCUGAGGAUACUUAUCUGGUUGAACGGUGGGGAUGCGAAGCUAAGAAAGCGGCCGGCGAGCUGGAGACCGAUGAAAUCAGUGGUGAACAGUACUACACGUAUCAGGAAGAAGUAAUCAAGCCGGAUGGCACAGUGGAGUCAGUAACGAAGAGGAAGUACUGCAAGUAUUUGUCACGUGAAGAGCUGACGAAGGUGAUAGCUCAGAGAAGACGCGCUCUAGACAAAGCCAUUUCCAUCUACCUUGAGGAGGGCCCGAUUUCUACGGCGGACACGUUCGUUCCGGGAACGGGUGUCGGUUGCACGACUCCGUAUCGUUCGCAGUCUCUACCCGAAGACGUUCCGACGUGGGACGAACUCACUGGGCCUGACGGUUACGAAGAGUUCCACAUCAGCUUCGACAUGCAGGCGACCCUCUACGGCAGCGGCGGCCGCAUCAUUCCGGCCAAGUCCGGACACGACGUCGUGUACAAAGACAAGAAAUGGUACAAGAAAUCUCAAGACGGCCUCGUUCAUCUCUACAACGGUUUCGAUAACGGCAACAGCGGCAACCUUGCCUCUCAACGAGUGUCUAUCCUUGGACUCGUUUUGGACUACAACGACGAAGACGGCACUCUCUACUUGACGGAGGACGCAUACGAGGCGAGCGACAUCUGGCACUCUUCGGAGGCUAGUAAUCUCGUCAACAUGUCGUUGGCGUUCUUCAAUCCCGAAACGAUAGCGGACAUCAUUACACCGGAGUCUCCGAUUCCGUGCAAUGUGCACUGGUCGAAUAUCGACCGCAUGGCCAUCGACUAUUGUCUCAAGUUUUCGGCGUCGUCGACGAGUACGAUUUUUGUCGUCUUGGCGGCCGUACCGCGGCUUAUCGACACGUGGUACUACGUUCGUAUGGCGAGAGACGAAGCGUCGAUACACAAGGCAAAUAAGAAAAUUGUAUCAACGCUCACUAAAAACGCGGCGUCGAUUGCCACUAAGGAUCUGUAUCGAAACUAUCUGGUGUGUGCGAGGGAAGACGAGUACGGCGAGUUCCAGCUUUAUCACGGUUUGCAGUCGGACGAUCUCGUCGGCGGCACCGUACUCCUCCCGUUCUACGACAUCGCCGGCGCCGCACACUAUCCGCUCCGGUUCUUCGCCUUCGGCUGUGGCAACGACGACGUGCGCAUCACCGACGUCUCGGUCGUGCCCUAUAACGAGCUCAACAUCGAAUGCGGAACGGGCGUCGUAGGUCAAAAAGAAAAAUGUCUACAGGAACGCUGUGGGGAAGAAUGCAGGGAAGCUGGUUGCGUCGAAUACAUUAACUCGGAGGGAGAGAUGGAUUACACAUGCAGCGGAACGAUAAAUCCUCGAGACUGUCCGUGCGCUUGUAUACUCGAGAAUAACCCCGAGAGCGUGUCGGGCGUCUACACGAUAUCCGUCAAGGAUUACGAUUUCCCGUUCGACGUCUACUGCGAUAUGACGUCGGAAGGCGGAGGAUGGACCGUCUUCCAGAUGAGAUUCGACGGCACCAUCGACUUUACUCGCAACGCGUUCGCCGACUACGAGGAGGGAUUCGGCAACGCGAGAAGAGGCGAAUACUGGUUGGGAUUCGAGCGGCUGUAUCUCCUCCUCAACAUUCAUCGCGAGCAGAAGAAUCAGUUGAGAAUCGAGGUCGAGGACUGGGAAGGCCACAAGGCGCAUUCUAUUUAUCAGAACUUUGAGUUGUCGGAUGGCGACUAUAAAUUCAAUGCUGAGUAUUCAAGCGGAGUGAGCACGGCAGGCGACGGAUACAGCAAAUACUCAGAAAAUGGGAAAGCAUUUCUGGCGCACUGUAGCAAUCCAGACAAAGUCGGAGGCGGACACUGGAAAGCUGACGGUUGCAAUUCGUAUGCCAACCUGAACGGGAUAUAUUACCCCGAGGAGCACAAGUUUUACCAAGAUGUUUCGGUAACGAGAAACAUCGACGGCGUCGUUUGGCCGACGGACUGGAGCAGCGACCGUCCGCCCGGUACGUGCAGCCAGUGUUCCGAGUACUACUCGCUCAAAAAGACGUCGAUGAGUUUUCGUCAGGUCGGAUGAUGAUGAUGAUGAUGAUGAUGAUGCACGCACUGAAGUAGAAAAACUGUUGCUGCAUGCCUGUCGUAGGUUGUAGUGAGUAAGGGAUUUUUUUGUGUUGUAGCGUUGCAGGAAUGGUCGUUCGUCUUGCUGUGAUGUUUUAGUUGUAGUGUGUGGCAAGUGUGGAUCUAAUAGCAAAGCAUUUCAAUCGAG
Corticium candelabrum is the source of this 3786-nucleotide messenger RNA. RefSeq lists its product as uncharacterized. The transcript is spliced from 10 exons. The record is from RefSeq and is a predicted model, not a curated record. Lineage: Eukaryota; Metazoa; Porifera; Homoscleromorpha; Homosclerophorida; Plakinidae. Bases 40 to 3597 code for a protein of 1185 amino acids.